UCAUCAUAAUUAUGGAGAUUUUAUUUUCUUUAUUCUUUUCCUAUUUUAGAGAUUUUUAGACUGCAGAUAUAGAUGAUGUAUUAUGAAUGAAAUAGGUUGAGUUUUCUCUUCCUAAAUAACAUGGUAUCAGAGCUGUUUUGGCAAAUCUGUUUCCUUUAAAACAGACUUCUUAGUUUCUAGUUAUGUUCCACACGUCGACCGUCUGUCGAAGAUUCACUCCGAUCUUCUCUUCGUCUUCACGCCGGAAGGUUUCAACAAGAUAGUUUGGUAUUCUUGUUGGGUUUUGUUAUUGGGUUCUCAAGAUGGCAGAGUCUGUGCCAGAGAAAAAAUCAAUGGUAGUGGCUGAUGUGAUUCCUGUGAUGACAAAGAUUACAAAACAUAAACUUGAUGGUUCCAAUUAUUUGGAUUGGAGCAAGACAGUUCGGCUCUAUUUCAGAAGCAUUGAUAAGGAUGAUCAUAUUACUAAUGAUCCUCCUACUGAUAAUACAAGGCAAACCUGGAUGAGGGAAGAUGCACGGCUGUUCCUGCAGAUUCGAAAUUUCAUUAAUAGUGAGAUUAUUAACCUGAUUAAUUAUUGUAAGUUUGUUAAAGAGUUGAUGGAUUAUUUAGAUUUUUUAUAUUUUGAUAAAGGGAAUAUCUCUCGUAUUUAUGAGGUAUGUAAAGCUUUUUAUCGUGCAAAGAAACAAGAUAGGUCUCUCACAGCCUAUUUCAUGGAUUUUAAAAGAAUUUAUGAGGAGCUGAAUGUUUUAUUACCUUUUAGUCCUGAUGUGAAGGUUCAGCAGGCUCAUUGGGAGCAAAUGGUGGUUAUGAGUUUUAUUGCGGGUCUCCCUCCAGAGCUUGAGACUGUCACAUCUCAAAUUCUUUCUGAUUCCGAGAUCUCCUCUCUGCAUGACACCUUUACGAGAGUACUUCGUACAGAAAGCUCUAGCUUCACAUUGGCUUAGACUAAUAAUAGUGCUCUUGUAAAUCGUCAGAAUAAUA
Molecule: messenger RNA, 981 nt
Organism: Theobroma cacao (cacao)
Lineage: Eukaryota; Viridiplantae; Streptophyta; Magnoliopsida; Malvales; Malvaceae
Source: RefSeq, a predicted model, not a curated record